Molecule: messenger RNA, 1167 nt
Organism: Amyelois transitella
Lineage: Eukaryota; Metazoa; Arthropoda; Insecta; Lepidoptera; Pyralidae
Exons: 1
Source: RefSeq, a predicted model, not a curated record
AUGACGGACAUUGUGAAGUGCAAUGAAUGUAAUAUAGUGAUAAACGCAAUGUUAUCGUAUAUUCAGAAUAAAAUAUCUGUAAUAGACGAAGAAUCCUUAGUGAGAAUUUGUGUAUCGGCAUUUACGACCGACGAAAUAAAAAAGUCGAAGUCAUUGUUAUUUAAUGCGGUACCGGCAGAGCGAAGACAAAUCCAGAGAAAAAGAAAAGGGAAAGAAGGGCGUGACAUGGAGGACAUCAUAAUGCUAUUUAAAUCGACAGACCCUGAAAUAAUUCCGGUGUUUGUUGCGAAGCAAUUAGAAAAACUACCCCCAAUCACGUUCGAUCAUCUUGACUGCACAAAAUUACUAAAAGAUUUGACAAGAAUGUCGGCGGAGAUUGAAAAUAUUAAAACUACUUAUGCUACGGUAAACCAAGUAGAGGAACUAAAGCGUGAUUUAAAUCAGAGGUUUUUGACGUCUAUACCUGCAACUCCCUGUUUCAGUAAUAUAAAUGUGAAACGUGGCGCGUGGGGCAGAAAUAGUGGCCCUAUGGGCAUAUCACAAUUUCAAAACUCAACGCUAAAUGAGUCACGAAAUUUAAUGACAUCUGUAUGCGAAUCGAACAAAAAUGAACUGCAAUAUCGAAGCAUCAAAGCUUGUAGUAUUGAGAGCGCGGGUAAACAGUCGCCGCCGCCGCCGCAGUCUACUUUGACUGUGAGUUGCGAUGAGGUACCGAACAGCGGGGCCGGUUUAGUGACUCACGCGUCGAUAGAAACUCAACAAGAGAAUUAUUUGUGCCCUGAACAGCUGACCGACGUCAAUACGGUACCGUGCGAUAAUGAGUAUGUGGGUCCUUGGCAAAUGAAAACUAGAGGCAAAAAUAAAUUACGUUUCUCAGGAAUGACGGGUCAAGCAUGUGAGGAUGACAAAUUUAAGGCAGCUGUAAGGUUUACACCUAUUUUCAUCAGCAAUAUACACAAUGACACAAACAAGACAGACAUCGUUGAGUAUAUUUUGAAAAAAACCCAGGAGAGGGUGGAGUUAGAGAAGAUAUCUAUAAAAAAACAUAAUAACCACUUAGCAUACAAGUUUGUUGUGCCGGAGAAUAAGUUGUCUUUAUUCUUAGAUGAUAAAAUAUGGCCCCGUGGUAUUAUUUUUAGGCGUUUUGUAAAUUACAAACAUCGCCAC